AUGUCUUCCUACAGCGGAAUACAGAACACGGCCAUCACCGGCCUUUUCCUCAGUACCAUAGCACUUUUCAGCCGACUACUUGUCAGAUGGCUCGGUGUUUCAGGACCUACCGCUGACGACUACAGUGUGAUCCUGGCCUGGAUGGUCUAG
Messenger RNA from Talaromyces atroroseus, 150 nucleotides. RefSeq lists its product as hypothetical. Lineage: Eukaryota; Fungi; Ascomycota; Eurotiomycetes; Eurotiales; Trichocomaceae. The transcript is spliced from 3 exons. The record is from RefSeq and is a predicted model, not a curated record. The coding region runs from base 1 to 150 and encodes 49 amino acids.